This is a messenger RNA of Plasmodium cynomolgi strain B, 981 nucleotides long. RefSeq lists its product as hypothetical. The record is from RefSeq and is a predicted model, not a curated record. Bases 1 to 981 code for a protein of 326 amino acids. The transcript has 3 exons. NCBI's taxonomy places the organism in Eukaryota, Apicomplexa, Aconoidasida, Haemosporida, Plasmodiidae.
AUGUUGAAUGCGUUGUAUAAUGAAGAGGUUAAUAAUAUCCAUAAAUGUAAAAGUUUUAUAUCAAAUAAUGUCGCAAAAGAAGCUAAUAUAUAUAAUAUUUGUAAUAAACUUAAGGUUAUAUUAGAAGAUUGGGAUACUUUACUGACACAAUACGAAUUUACUAAUAAAGAUGAUAAGAAAUAUUGUAAUUAUUUGAACUAUUGGUUACAUGAAAAAAUAAAGGGCAAUUAUUGUCGCAAAAGAACUAUUGAGUUUCUCUAUGAUGAGUGGGAUAAGAUUAAUGAAAUAUUUGUUAAAUCAAGUACUAAAUGCUCCCAUAAAGAUUUUUUAGUCAGUGAAAAUGCUUUUAUAAAGAAAAAAAACUUUUUUGACUUUAUAGAAUACUAUGGUAGUAUAAAGAGUAAAUUAGAUAAAUCAGAUACUUCGAAAAACGAGAAAUAUUGUAAAUACAUAAAGAAUCAUUUUAAAUUGUACUUUGUUAUGGAACAUGAAGAUAUUUGCAAAAAUACUUCAAUAUAUAAUGAAGAAAUAAGCAUUUUUAAAAAUAAAUUUAUUGAUGAUCAAGAGGAAGUCGAAUACUUAAAAAAAACAUGUAAUGAUAAAUAUUUAAAGACUAUAGAGAACGUAUACAGUAAUAAAGUUAUAUUAAAUGAACCUAAUGAAUUUGAAACAUAUAAGAAGGAAUAUGUAUCUGAGGGGCUACCUUCUCAUGAAAAGUAUAAUGAGUUUGAUAAUAAAAAUAAGAUAGAUGACUACUGUUCUUACUGUGUAGACUUGUUACCAUAUGAGAUAGAUAAUCCAGGAAUUAAUGCUCUUUGUAAAAUAUUUGCAAAGAAUUUAUAUGAAAUAAAAAGUAAAAGAGAUCGUAGUGAGAAUUGUUCAUAUUUUUACUAUUGGAUGUACGAUAAAAUAUGGCAGAAUUUUGGUAGUAAUUCAAAUCAUAUUAAUAACAAGCAAUUUAUAGAAUUAUUUAUAAAUUAG